AUGGUGUUCCUCUGGGGUCUGUUGCUGCUCUGCCUCUCUGCUCUGCACAGUCACCUAAGGUUUUCUUCGGCACAUGCCAUUGAGCAAAAGCAUCUCUUUUUAGACAAAGAUGGGGAGCUGAAGGACGUGAAAAGUGCUGGAGUUGAACAGUCUGCUCUGCUGGGAACUCUCUCACCCGUGCCGAACGCAGAGCUGACAGACUUUACCUAUGAUAGCUUCCAGGAGAUUGACGGACCCAUGUUACCUUUCACCACCACCCCACCAGGCACAAGGAAUGACCAGAACCCAGAAGAUGAAGUCAUAGCUGAGGCUGUGGACUGUAAUGAACAGCAAUCAUCUGGGGAAAUUACCUCUUCUGAAGAGGAAGGAGAGGCUGAAGAUAAAAGCUGUGAGACGACUUGGAAGAAGACCCAGAGGCUAGCAGAUGGCUUGAUGAGAUUCAGCAUCAAUCUCCUGAGAGAGAUCCAGCUGGAGUCCAACAGAACCAAUGUGAUCCUGUCACCCCUCAGCAUCACCCUCGCCUUGUCUCACCUGGCACUGGGAGCAGCAAAUCAGACAGAGAAGCAUUUGCUGGAAUUGAUGCUUCUGAAGUCGGUGCCCUGUCUCCACCACACGUUGGGUACCCUUCGCAAAAGGCUCACAGAAUCCACCGUCAGCCUUGCGUCGCGUCUGUACCUGCAGAAAGGAUUUGAGGUGAAAGAGAAGUUCCUGGAGGAUUCAGAGAAAUUCUACGGAGUAAAGCCUGCAAUCCUUUCUGGGGUCAGUGAGGAUGACCUUGUAGCCAUAAACAAGUGGGUAAAGGAAGCAACUAAUGGGCAAAUACCCACCUUCCUACAGCAGCUCCCUGAAAACACAGUGAUGCUCUUGCUCAAUGCAAUCCAUUUCCACGGGUUUUGGAGGAAUAAGUUUGAUGCUACCUUCACUGCGCCAGAUGUAUUCCACCUUGACAAUGAGUUUGUGGUCCCAGUUGAGAUGAUGAAAGCCCAGAAGUACUCCCUGAGCUGGUUUACACUGGAGUCCCAGGACAUUCAGGUGGCCAAGUUUCCCUUUAAGAGUAACAUAAGUUUUGUGGUCAUUGUACCAAACCAGUACACUCGGGAUGCCUCCCAUGUGCUGGCGAACUUCCCUUACGAACGACUAUGCAGGCUUUUCCCUAAAGAGGUACCCACCGCAGUGAGGAUCCCCAAAAUAAAACUGGACUACCAGCUGGAACUCAACAAGGUUCUCAGUCGAAUGGGCCUCCAGGAGCUGUUCACAAGCCCAAAUCUCCAGAAGAUCACAGAUGAGCCUCUCUUUGUAUCCAGUAUACAGCAUCAGUCUACCCUGGAGCUUAAAGAAGAUGGGAUGGAAGCAUCUGCUGCUACCAGUGUCGCGAUUUCACGCUCAGUCUCUGCCUUCAGCCUUGACCGUCCCUUUGUCUUCAUUAUCUUUGAAGAGGAAACAGGCAUUCCGCUUUUUAUAGGCAGUGUCCAGAACCCUAACCCCAAUGCUGCUCCCCAGAUAAAAGAGCCACGGGACCCACGCGAAGCAACAGAUGUCAAUGAGUACCCCAUGCCCAAAUAAGAGAAGAGCAGAGCCUAAGUGUUCUGGGACUGCUACCUGACCCUUUGGACCAGCUAAGAGAGGCCUCCUGUCCUUGGAGACCUCCCUCUGAGGCCACAGGAGGUAAUCCCUUGCUGUUUUCCUUUACAGAUCCCUAGAGACCAGUCCUGAGAUAGCCCAUUCCAGCCUUGAUGAGCUUCUCCAGGCUGGGG
Molecule: messenger RNA, 1754 nt
Organism: Cariama cristata (Red-legged seriema)
Lineage: Eukaryota; Metazoa; Chordata; Aves; Cariamiformes; Cariamidae
Gene: SERPINF2
Product: serpin peptidase inhibitor, clade F (alpha-2 antiplasmin, pigment epithelium derived factor), member 2
Exons: 8
Coding region: 1-1563 (520 amino acids)
Biological process (GO): negative regulation of endopeptidase activity; negative regulation of fibrinolysis
Molecular function (GO): serine-type endopeptidase inhibitor activity
Source: RefSeq, a predicted model, not a curated record